GGCAGGGACUGGGUGGGUAGCAACAGUUGCCCUGGUGAAGACGAGGCGCCAUAGCCACGGUAGCCCUGGCGACAAGAACCCAGCAACGAGAAUCAACAACAACAACACCUGAAUCCACCAUAAAAAAUAAAAGAAGAUAUUUGACCAGUGGGGAAUUCACACGUAAAACCGGAGGGUGAAUCCCAGUUCUUGUAAUGGCCACCUCUGGCUAUGUAAGUGAGCUCCAGCCAGCAGCUCCAACCCAGGGAGCUGCUGUUACCAUCACACCAGGUCAACCUGACACCACAUCCACCCCUGCUCCCCAGUUCUUGGCAGAGAUUCAAACAACCGUGGCCACGCCCACUAUUGUCACGCCCGCUGACCAAGCCACCGCCGCAGAGCAAUCCACUGUUGUGACAACUCAAAAGCCGUCAAAUGGGAGUCAAACCCAAUCUGCGGCACCGACCCAAACAGGCCAGACGCAGUAUGUGACUGCAGAGAUCCAGGGCUCUCCCACCCAGUCUGGAAACGCUCAAAGCACUCCCCAGUUCAUUGUAGUUACAGUCACAGAGGGUUCCCUCAACUCAAGUGACAGUGUGUCAGAUUCCAGCCCGCCUCCUGCUGUAGUGCAGACAGGAGUUCCCACGCAGGUCGUACAGCAGGUCCAAACUGCCCAGCAGAGGUCAGUUGUGCAAGCCACAUCCCAAAUUCCCAAAACUGAGCCAGGCACUCAGCUGAGUGUCACCAGUCUACAGCCUGUGCAUCUCACCCAAGAGGUCCAGCAGCAGCUCACAUCAGUGCCGGUGCAACAUGUUUACACCAAUCAAGUGCAGUAUGUUGAAGGAGGAGACGCCAACUACACAGCCAGCACAAUUCGUUCCAGUAACUUUCCGUACACUGAAACCCCGCUGUACACGCAGACCACAGCUGCCCAGUACUACGACGGUCAGCCGACCUCCGGCUCGCAGGCCUCCACCCCUGGUACAUCUCUAACCGUCUCUGUAACAGCUGGCACCACCGGGGGCGUGUCCAUGUUUGUGGCACAGCCCACCAGUGCAACAGCGGGAGGGGCCACUGUAGUGACAGCAGGGGGUACCGCCAACGGAGCGGAGGAUGGAACCGGCACGAACGGUAGCGCAGCAGGCAGCUACGUAAUCCAAGGGGGUUACAUGCUGGGCAGCAGCAGUGGCGCAGGGGCAGCUGGCAACAGCCAGAGCUUCUCUCACACCGCCCGCGCCUCCCCAGCCACUGUGAGUAUUACAGAAGGCGAGGAGACUAGCGUGCCGUCGGCAGACAAGAAGGUACAGUGGUUGCUGGACAACUAUGAGACAGCUGAAGGAGUUAGUCUGCCGCGCUCCACCCUUUACUGCCACUACCUGCUGCACUGUCAGGAGCAGAAACUUGAGCCCGUUAAUGCUGCUUCUUUUGGGAAGCUUAUUCGGUCUGUGUUCAUGGGGCUGCGCACACGUCGCCUGGGAACUCGAGGUAAUUCUAAAUACCACUACUAUGGACUGAGAAUCAAGGCAGGCUCCUCUCUACUCCGUCUGAUGGAGGAUCAGCAACAUUUGGCCAUGAGGCAACAACCAUUUUCACAGAAACAAAGGUUGAAGCCUGUGCAUAAAGUUGAAGGAAUGACCAACGGCACAGCGGCAGGAGCGGGUCAGCAGCAGCAACAGCAGCAGGGCUCGGGCCACGUGGACAUCAGCACACAGGUCCAGCAGUACCAACAAUUCUUAGAUGCAUCCAGAGCUCUUCCAGAGUUCCCAGAUAUUGACCUCCAGGGCAAGUCGCUGCCAGAGGGAAUCGAACUGGAGCACAUAAAGAGCUUUCAACUGCUUUACAGAGAACACUGUGAGGCCAUUCUGGAUGUCAUGAUCAACCUGCAGUUCACGUUGGUGGAGACUCUGUGGAAGACCUUCUGGAGGUUCAGCCAAAGUCAGGCUGGAGAUGCUACAAUUGCUGUCCAUGAUGAGUCUGAGAAGCGUCUCCCCAAAUCCUGCUUGGUGUUGCUGUGCAAAUAUGAGCCAGUGCUACGAUGGAGCCGUGACUGUGACAACAGCCUGUACCAGAGCCUGGUGGAGAUCCUCAUCCCUGAUGUCCUCCGACCCAUCCCCAGUGCCUUAACUCAAGCCAUCCGUAACUUUGCCAAGAGCCUGGAGAGCUGGCUGACAAAUGCCAUGAUGAACAUCCCAGAGGAGAUGGUUCGCAUCAAGGUUACAUCCGCUAAUGCGUUUGCCCAGACUCUGCGCCGGUACACCAGUCUCAACCACCUUGCUCAGGCAGCCCGCGCUGUGCUGCAGAACACAGCUCAGAUCAACCAAAUGCUAUCUGAUCUGAACCGGGUCGACUUUGCAAACGUCCAGGAGCAGGCUUCAUGGGUGUGCCGCUGUGAGGACCGUGUUGUUCAGCGUCUGGAGCAGGACUUCAAGCUGACCCUCCAGCAGCAGAACUCCUUAGAGCAGUGGGCUGUGUGGCUCGACGGCGUGGUCUCUCAAGUCCUGAAGCCCUACCAGCACAGCCCUGCCUUCCCCAAAGCUGCAAAGCUAUUUCUCCUCAAGUGGUCUUUUUACAGUUCCAUGGUGAUCAGAGAUUUAACCCUGCGCAGUGCAGCCAGCUUCGGAUCCUUUCACCUGAUCCGCCUGCUGUACGACGAGUACAUGUACUACCUUAUAGAGCACCGGGUGGCUCAAGCGAAGGGAGAAACGCCCAUCGCCGUUAUGGGCGAGUUUGCCAGUUUGGGUCGAGGUCUGAACCAGCUGGAUCCCGACAAAGAGGAGGAAGAGGACGAGGAAGAGGAGAGUGAGGAAGAGGGUCAGGAGCUGUCCCUUCCGUCUGACGGGACCGGGCUGGGGGAGGAGUCACUGGAGCCGCCCGCCAAGCUGGCCAGAACUGAUCAGGGGGUCCUCUUCACGACCGGGUCGACCGAAAACUAACCAGAACCCAGCAGAAGAGAUUGAUCCCAUACAGAUGUACAAAGAAACACUAAUUUAUACGUUGGUUAUAUGAUAGAUCUCAUCAGUGUCUGUAAACACGUGUAGCAUAUAGUUUUGGUUGUGUCAUUUGUUUCAGUACACUCGCUCAAACCAUGUUUGUUUGCUGCUGCCUGGGGGGGAAGAGACCAUUGAUUCUUUUUGGGGGUAACGUUUCCCUAAAAGCUUCACAACCAGAGUAUGUCACUGCAAAGAGAACCUCCAGAACCAAAUGGGACACAUUCUCUGGCUCUCAUCAAAUAUUUGUUUCCCCAAGAACACCACAAACCCGUCACUGCCAUGUCAAAGUGGUCUUUCAAAUUGUGCAAACUGUGUGUAAACGGUGACGUCUCUGGAGAAAGUAGGCUUUAAGUGGAGGUUUCUUUAAUUUAUUGAAUUUGUUUGAUGUGGAGUGAAAAAACAAAAGGAGCGAUUUGUAAAAGACGCCCCAUCGUUUGGUAUUUUGAGUGACUCCUUGUUUGAGCACUGUGACCACCUCGCUACACUGUCAGUACUCCCAUUGAACACUUUUCCAUGCUUGUCUGAAUGUUGUAUGAUUGUGGGGUUUGCCACGUGUAACUGUAGAUAUUUUCCUGUAUUUUAACCAUUUGGGUUUGGGAAGUCUUUGACUGUAUUUGCCUGUAAAGGACAACAAACCAGUCUCCUGCUCUUGGAGUGCCUGUCACAGCUGCUAAACACAAACUAAAGAGGAAGCUAAAGCUGUUGACCAGGGACUCUUGUUAGUUGCUGCAAACAUCCUCACCAUUUUUACUGAAAUGUGGUCUCUCAAAGGGGUGGGGUGCUUCCGUGUGUCAUGUAUGUUCAAAGUGCUUCAACCCUGUCCUAGUGCAUUCUUCUGUGGCCUCGUUUUCCUUUUGAAAUCCUGUUUUUUUUGCCUUAUUUUAAUAUAGAUUUCCAAUAUUUUUGCCAAACCUUCUUUCUUUGAUCCCCGACUGCUUGUCUUUUAAAUUCUGUUUUAAUGUUUUAAGGAGGACUGUGCCUGAGUUAGUUUAAUCGAUACUUUUUACUGUGUAUUUAUUCACAACGUUGGUUUUUAUUUGUCACUAAGUGAGCCUCUUGUGCAGUGUAUGGUGCUGUGUUGUCACACAUUGUGGGAAAUCCUUCGUGUGCUUUACUGGUUUGUGACUGUCUGUUCAGGUUUCCAAACCAAUGAUUUAGAUCACAUACAGAUGUAGACCCCUGCCUCUUUGCACAUGCUGACUUUUUGUCUUCAAAAGCCACAGUAAUCACAGAUAUGUUUCUGUUUUCUUUGAAGCUUUACAGCUUAAUGUGUAGAUGGAGGUGUCAGAUUACAUGCAGACGCAGAUGCAGUGCAGAUCAAAGGAUCUGGUUGAUCUGACGGAUGCAGUCCUCCUCCACCACUCAUCCUCUGUGCAUCGUUGUCCUUUUUUUUGGUUUCACAUCAUAUUUUUUUGUCAAAACAUUUUCUUUAAUUCUCUAUUUCUUUGAGUGACGGCAUGUUUUCAACAAGUCUCAUCAACAAGCUUCAAACCAGCACUCCAUCCUUUCUACCGAGUCCCUCAGUUCUUCAUGAUCAGCAGAACGGUUUACCCAGUAAAAAUGUUUAGUCAUUUUUAUAGUGCAUUGUUACUCUGUACACAACACACUGAGAAAAACUAAGAUGUUCAGUGGCAGUGUUUGAUGAAUUUGGUCUGCUAUAAGUAUGACUGUGCCUUUGGAGGUGGUAGAAUGAAAUUCAGAUGUUUUUAAUUUUAAAGAGACAAAUUAAACAACAUGGAAAAAACAA
Molecule: messenger RNA, 4716 nt
Organism: Oryzias melastigma (Indian medaka)
Lineage: Eukaryota; Metazoa; Chordata; Actinopteri; Beloniformes; Adrianichthyidae
Gene: rfx1a
Product: regulatory factor X, 1a (influences HLA class II expression)
Exons: 19
Coding region: 195-2912 (905 amino acids)
Biological process (GO): regulation of transcription by RNA polymerase II
Cellular component (GO): nucleus
Molecular function (GO): RNA polymerase II cis-regulatory region sequence-specific DNA binding; DNA-binding transcription factor activity, RNA polymerase II-specific
Source: RefSeq, a predicted model, not a curated record